Messenger RNA from Crotalus tigris (Tiger rattlesnake), 3730 nucleotides. It is a transcript of the gene LANCL2, whose product is annotated as LanC like 2. Gene Ontology annotation, biological process: carbohydrate metabolic process; peptide modification. Gene Ontology annotation, cellular component: plasma membrane. Bases 1172 to 2575 code for a protein of 467 amino acids. Lineage: Eukaryota; Metazoa; Chordata; Lepidosauria; Squamata; Viperidae. The record is from RefSeq and is a predicted model, not a curated record. The transcript has 9 exons.
AAGCAGACACUGACUUCAGAGCUACAAAGGAAGACAGAAGCUGCUGGAAAAUAUUGCAGGCCAGGGUGGGAAGAGCGCCAGUAACUAUCAGUGGCUGCUCCACUACCUUUGUGAUUUUCUUGUCUUCUUCCAGUCUUUUAUUUGUUGUAUUUGUACUAAUAUUGAUCUGAUUAGCUGAAGAAGGAUCGGGCUGUGCCUGGACUAGUGGGAGUGUGAAUGCUCAUCUGCCAGAACAGAAGAGGGCAGAAAACCAACAAGAGAAAAGGGUACUAAAGCUUCAAAGGGCUGUUUUUUGUCUUUACUCUCCUGAUGGUCCCUGCUGGUCAGCGUGCUCGAAUGUCUCUGCGUAAGGAGUUCUCAACUAUUGUCUACUCUUUGCGUUUUCUUUCCCCUUGCUGAUCCUGAUUAUCUUGAUCUAAAAUGAUUUUGGAGACGAUCAUUUUCGGUUGCGGAGAGGCAGGAGGCAAAAAUUCUGUUUUGCAGCCUCGGAGUUUGUUAAUAAGUGCCGUAGCGACAACAGCGACGGCCUGACCUGUCUCGGAAAAGGGAGACGGGAAUAUAUCCAUCGGAAAUGGGGAAUUAGAGAAUACCCCCAAGCCCCAGAGAAUUCCCUUGUCUGCCCCUCCCAGGUGUGCCGCAGGAGGGAUAGGCCUCCUAUAUUUUCUUGCCAAAUUUCCAGGAAACUGCCCCAUCAUUGGGAGGGUGUGGUGUUUCUCUAACUCUUGACCCGAGAAUGGGGUGGGAACAAAUUAUUAUUUAUACUUGCGCCCCCACACAUUGAAAGCUGGCUAGAUUUAAGACUGGAAAGAAGAUAAAUGACAAACAAUAGUCUCACAUUGGUCCUGUCAUCUUGCAGAUUGACUAGGACUUGCGCUAACUGUUUAAUCCUUAACUGCUAAGGAUUUUAGAUAUUCAUCCUGUUUUGGUUUUCCCUCCGCGAUGACGCGUGUCGCAUUUUCAACCUUCCCUGGGAGAUAACUUCACCAUCUGCCGAACUUCCCCCCCUUCCCCUUAAUUUUUGGCUGGCAUGCAACAGCCGCUGUCUUUCUAGGCGCUGAUAGCAGCUGCCGUUUUGCGACCACUAAAGCGCGUUGCUGUUAUUAUCGCUGGCUGGGGAGUUUGUCCUGCUUGGCUCGCCGUUCGAAGGUGGGAGGACAGGGGGCAGGCUGAGAUGGGAGAGGGCAUGUCCAAACGAUUGAAGGUGCAAUUGGGAAGUGAAGCGGAGAUGGAGGAAAGGGCGUUCAACAACCCAUAUCCAGAUUAUCAGCCUUAUGGAAACACCGCCUCGGCCAGCACUACUUUGCCUACCCCCAGCGACUCGGAAGACAAUCGAUGCAGUUCGGCUUCGCCCCAACGAGACGACUCCCUCCCCUUCGAAAGCGACGGGCAGCCUUAUUUUUUGCAGAUCAGCUCAUAUUUUAAUAAGAAAAUUACAAGUAAAAUUAAAGACUUAUUGCAGCAAAUGGAAGAAGGAUUAAAAACAGCAGAUCCUCAUGACUGCUCUGCAUAUACUGGCUGGACAGGCAUAGCCCUCUUGUAUGUUCAGCUAUAUCGUGUGACAAAAGAGCCGACUCACCUACAGAGAUCCCUGGAUUAUGUGAAGAGAAUCCUACGUAAUCUGAAUGGAAGAAGAGUUACGUUUCUUUGUGGUGAUGCUGGACCUUUAGCAGUGGGAGCUGUUGUGUAUCACAAGAUGAAAAAUGAUAGUGAAUCCAAGGAAUGUGUGGCCAAACUUUUGCAGCUCCAGAGAAUAGUCCUUGCUUCAGAGUCUGAUCUUCCAGAUGAAUUGCUUUAUGGAAGAUCUGGUUACCUAUAUGCUUUGCUUUAUCUGAAUACUGAAAUUGGUCCUGAGACAGUACCACAGUCAGUAAUCAAAGAGGUUGUGGAAUCCAUCAUUCAGUCGGGGAAAAACUUUUCCAGAGAAGAACGAAAGACUGAACGGUGCCCAUUGCUGUACCAGUGGCACCGGAAACAGUAUGUGGGGGCAGCCCAUGGUGUGGCUGGGAUUUACUAUAUGCUUAUGCAGCCAGCAGCUAAUGUUGAUCAGGAGAUAUUGAUGGAACUUUUGAAACCAAGCAUUGACUAUGUGCGGCAUAAAAAAUUCCGAUCUGGGAAUUAUCCCUCAUCCUUAAGCAAUGAAACAGACAGGCUGGUGCAUUGGUGUCAUGGGGCACCUGGAGUCAUCCAUAUGCUCAUGCAAGCCUAUAAGGUUUUCAAGGAAGAUAAAUAUUUGAAGGAUGCUAUGGAAUGUAGUGAUGUCAUUUGGCAAAGGGGGUUAUUGAGGAAAGGAUACGGAAUCUGUCAUGGGACUGCUGGAAAUGGAUACUCUUUCCUGUCCCUCUAUCAUCUUACUCAAGAUAAAAAGUAUCUUUACCGAGCUUGCAAGUUUGCUGAAUGGUGUCUAGAUUAUGGUGCACACGGAUGCCGUAUUCCUGACCGACCCUACUCAUUGUUUGAAGGUAUGGCAGGAGCUAUCCACUUCCUUUCUGACAUCUUGGUUCCAGAAAAGUCUCACUUCCCAGCAUUUGAACUUAGUCCCCAAAUGAAAGAAAACAAAGAGAAGCAGAGCAGCUAAAUGGGAGUUGGAGGUGGUGCCAGAGGCAACAUGAAUGCCGAGUGCCUAAACUAUAUUGAACCAGUGUUGGAGUCCAAACAGCAAGAUCCAAGAAAACUUUCUUGGCUGUCCUUCAAAAGAUUGUGUUUGUCAUUAGCACAUGAAUGAGAGAAUUCCAUAUCUUGAUGUUUCCUUAUAAGAGAUACCUUUAACAAUGGCAAAGAACAAAUUUCAGUUUGUUGGGAUGUUUCUUGUUUGGCUUUCACAGUUGUCUCUUCAGGUCUUUUAUGUGUUUGCAUGUUCUUGGUGUUGUCUGUGAUUUUUCUCUUGUUUGUUGCAAAGCUGAAAAGCAUUCUGUAAUAUCUAGUCCUGUUGUUUUUUCCUGUGCAUGACUGUACUAACAACACAGUUUUUUCUGCAGCUGAAAAAUACAUUAUCACAAUAGGACCAAUCUGUUGGAUAUAAUAAAUGAGAGAAGCAGGAAAGGCCAGAUACUCAAGUUACAGAACCCUUUCUCCAGGAAACAAGUUCGGAGUUCUAAACCAUUUUGUUUGCUCCCACAACUGUACAGCAGUUUUAAAGUCCCAUGUGCUUAAAUUGCCAACCUCAUUCUAUAGAAUCUAGAAAUACUCAGUUUCUAGAUGUAUUAUGCACAACAUUUUUACAGUUAUUGUUUCCUUCCAUAGGGAAAAUUUUUAUGAUUUAUUUCAUCCAAAGUGCAACACUGACAUCCUAUAUUUGUUUCUCUGGAAUCACUAAAAUUUGUGGAUCCAGAUUAUGGGCGCUGUUUAAGUGCACUGCACUUAAAUAGGAUAACAUAACUUCCCCAUUUUAUUAUAUUUGUAUGUUGCAUCCAGCAAUUCUGUGCUAUGUGGAAAAUUUUCUUUACAAUCUGUUCAGUUCACACUUUUCUAUUUGAAACAGACUUAUUGCUGAGGGAUAACACAUGCUGGAUAACUUCUUUGUCCUUUUGGAUCUAGAUUAUAAAUCUUAGUUUAUGAAAAAAAACCUUACCCCUUUGAUAGUAUUGCAUAUCUGUAUUUGAUUAUUGUGUUUGGCAGACAACCAAACAAACCAAAGAAAAUAAAAUGACUUAUUCUCAUUUGGUUUCUCACUAAUCUGUUCUGAUUAAGAAUGCAAUGAUAUAAAUAUAAAAAAAAUCCAUUGUCAAAAAAA